Molecule: messenger RNA, 759 nt
Organism: Megalops cyprinoides (Indo-Pacific tarpon)
Lineage: Eukaryota; Metazoa; Chordata; Actinopteri; Elopiformes; Megalopidae
Product: C-type mannose receptor 2-like
Exons: 3
Coding region: 1-759 (252 amino acids)
Source: RefSeq, a predicted model, not a curated record
AUGGUUAAGUAUUCCUGGGUUUCAGCAGGUGGAGAGCGCAGUAACCAGAGUUACAUACAGAUUAACGAAAGUAGCAAGAAUUGGACUGAGGCUCAGAGAUACUGCAGAGAGAAACACACAGACCUGGUCAGUGUGAGGAACCAGACUGAGAACGAGGAGGUAAAGCGCUUGAUACCAGACAAUAAAUGGGUGUGGAUCGGCCUGUACAGAGACUCCUGGAAGUGGUCCGACCAGGAGAACUCUUCAUUCCGCAACUGGAGUUCAGGAGAACCUAAUAAUGCAGGAGGGCAGGAGAGCUGUGCUCAAGUGCAGUUAAAAGGGACUGAAAGAGGAGGAUGGAGAGAUGCUGCCUGCAAUGAGAGACUUCCUUUCUUCUGCUACAGCAGUGAGUUUAUCUACAGCCAUAAUCUGAUCCUGGUCCGUGAGAAUAAGAGCUGGAAUGAAGCCCUGAGCUACUGCAGACAGCACCAUGUAGACCUGGUCUCCGUGUCCACAGAGCAGCUCCAGCACUGGGUGGAGAGGAGGGCUCAGGCGGCCUCCACACCCUACGUGUGGCUGGGCCUGCGCUACACCUGCGUCCUGCACUUCUGGUUCUGGGUCAGCGGGGAGGGCGUCUGCUACCAGAACUGGGCUCCGGGGAACGGUACCGGGGAGUGUGGGAACACGGGGGCAGUAGAAUCAGGAGGGGGGCGUCAGUGGGUCAGCCUGCCCGAAACUGAGGAGCUGAACUUCAUCUGCAGCAACGCUACAGAGUGCUAG